AUGUUACAAAGGAACAUAAACCUGCGUCUGAUCCUGGUGUCCGGCAAGACGAAGGAGUUUGUGUUCAGCCCGGUGGACUCGGCGGGUGAUAUCGCAAUACACGUCUACGAUAACUGGCCUGAAGCGGACUGGGCGGCCGAAUGCGUGUCCCGCGCGGAGAUCCUGCGACUCAUCUACCAGGGCCGCUUCCUGCACAGCUCGGUGACGCUGGGCGCGCUCGGGCUGGCGCUCGGCCGCACCACCGUCAUGCACCUCGUGCCGCGCGAGCACCUUCCCGAGCCCAACUCACACGAUCAACGACAAAAGAGUAAAGGCGGAUCGAGCAGUUGUUGUUCGGCGUCGUGCUGCAUAUUGUAAUGCUCCCCCAUCUGGGUGCGCCGCGGCGGCGAGUGAGGACUCCGUGUUCAGUGUUGAGUGACGGCCGCGGCGCACCCGCGCUCGGACAUCGCGGCUGUCUGUGACGUGGCGUGCACUAGUACACGAGUGAAGGAGGCCUUCCGUGGCCUCUUUGAGCGAUGGUUCAUUUUGCCCACGUCUACGCCACUGCGAGCUAUCACUUCAGUUCAUUUCCGACUUCAUAGCUUAAGCGAUGUCACGCGUAGCUCGCUUAGGACUCGAUUCGAUAUUUAGAUAUUCGGGACUCACUAGCUUAUGCAAACGGGAGAAGUCGACCCGGCUAUCGAACACAAAAUCUUAGUAUUAUAAUUUAGGCCAUCUACAUGAAUUUAUAUAAACGUUAUUAUGGAGAUAUUUAUAAAAAUUAAAUGACAAAUUUAGUAGAAACGAAGUGUGUAAAUUACUCUCAUUUGCAUUGUAAAUAGUACGUAUAUUUUGUAAUUCGUUAAGGGAGCGAUCUGCGGGAUUACUGUUUUUGUGAUAAGUUCAUGCAAUAUAUUGGAUCUUUUUAUUUUUAUCGGUGUUUGCCGCUAGAUGUAGCCCCGCUCGCUCGGGCUUUAUAGUAACAAUACACGAACAUUGCGACUGUGUCGACUCGACAUGUAUAUGGACUGUAGUCUGUAACUACGACUCGCUGUAAAUCUUAGUAUUAAAAGUUGCUCCCGUGUCGCGGACGGGUGUCUCUGCCUCUAUAUUUUACUAUCUCGAAGUUUUAUUAGAUCUUAUUUUCGUUGUAUAGGAGCGACUCGUGGUUGCGUUCCACUUGCAUGAGAUUAUAAUUUGUAUACAUUAAUAAAAUCAUUUGUUAGUACAAUUAAUUCAGAAAUAGAGUGCACGCAAUUCAGUCUCUUUAUGAACAAAUUAAGAGCAACACUUCAUUGGAUCACCUAAAUUUUGUAAUAGCAUAUAUGACACUUAAUAGAUUUUAUUUAUUAGCCUUUCAGCGUUACCAACGUCAGACUGCUUAUGUAAAUAAUUCUUGUUUUUUAACGUUUCCUCAUAUACAUCACAUAGCAACCUAAAGUGAUCCUUUAUUUGGCAUUUCGUAUUUAGUUAUUAAUUAUAUUUUAAAUUGGCUUAAGGUUGAGUUGUCGAUGGAUUAUUUUGGCGUAGCCUUAAUUUUUGUUAUAAGCUUACAUUUAAACUACGUCUUCGAAAAUAUAAUUUUAUACUUUAUAUUUAGAGUUGGUAAUUCAUCCCAUCAUGUAACGCAUAUUUUGUUAUAGUACAAAUUGAAUGGAAUGAUUUUGGCAAUAGUUGCUCAGUGCAUGGAAUCCAGUAUUCGGUCGCGCCCUCUUGCCACUCUCGUCGCGUGACUCGGAUGCGUUUCGUUACAAUUAAAUAUCACAUCCAAAUUUAAAUAAAUUAUAAGACUACUAUGGCUAAAUAAUUAUACUUAACUGCCUUAUUGUUAAACAUAAAUACUAGUACAUAUUUUCUAGGAUACUUUCUGGUCAAAAUAAUGCUGUUAAUGCUCUGGUGUAUGUGUCAAUGAACGAAUUGGGAUUUUAUCUGAUUAGUACAGCGAUUAGGAGCAGGAAGGGCAAAUACAAUUCUACAUAAACCUAUUUAUUUUAGCAUUUUAACUACUAAUUUGAGACUGAGAGUGAUAUUAGUAACGAAACGCGUUCAGCUCGGCUCGGCGCACGGGCGCGGCCUUUAGAAUAGUUUCGUUGCCGUAUGAAUGAUUUAUAUUUUGGUUGCUGUUCAGUUGCUGUAUGUAUGUAUUUUGUUAAGUUGUGUAAAAUAUCUAGUUUAUAAAGAGAAUAAAAUUAAUUUCAACUCGA
This is a messenger RNA of Cydia pomonella (codling moth), 2183 nucleotides long. RefSeq names its product ubiquitin-like protein 3 (gene UBL3). The coding region runs from base 1 to 357 and encodes 118 amino acids. The transcript has 4 exons. The record is from RefSeq and is a predicted model, not a curated record. NCBI's taxonomy places the organism in Eukaryota, Metazoa, Arthropoda, Insecta, Lepidoptera, Tortricidae.